CCAAACUUUGUAUAUAUAAUAGACGAGUUAUAAUUUAAAACGUAUUUAAACUUACAAUUUUUACUUGGUUAUAGUAAAAAAGUAAAAAAUGACAACACGUAAAUAUUGUGCAAUUCACUCGUGCAAAAGUAUUAUUGAAAAUGGAAUAUCAUUUCACGAGCUCCCAAAGCACAAACAAUUUCGCGCACAGUGGGCCGCUUUGUGCAAAUUAAAUCUUAAAAAAUUGGGUAAACAUUCCGGCAUCUGUAGCCUUCACUUCAACAAAGAAGAUUACUUUCCAAAGAGUUCCUUAAGUACCAGCAACCGGCCAAGGUUGAAACUUGGUGUUCUCCCAUCGAAAAAUCUGCCCAAAUGCUAUUUUCUACCGCAGAAGGAUCCGCAAAAACUUGAAAUCAUUGCUGCGCGUGAUGAGAGAACUAAGAGAAGAGCUGAAGCUGCAAAACCAAGUAUUACUGUAAAACUUGAGCCAUCAGUAAAUAAUGAUAAGAAAGGUAAUAUUCAACAUGCAAGUGAUUGUGUUGAUGGUGGAGUUAACAUGGAAAAAGUAACUUUUUCAAAAGAGACGGUAGCUGUCAUGUCUCUCUUUGAGUUAAUGGACUUAGGAUUGAACAAAAAACACGUUUACAAAGACGGUGAAACGGUGUGCAACAGUUUGUUCGAAGAAAAAAGAAAAACACUUUACAGUUUAAUCAAGACAGACGAGCAGUUGAUUGCUUUCACGGGUAUCGAUUUUGAAUUGUUCAAAUAUCUUGAAAAAGCCAUGCAUGCUCACGAAGGAGCAGAAACACAAAGAGACCUUGGUGCUGCGGAAAAAAUUUUUCUCUGUCUGUGUAAAAUUAAACUAAACUUGUCGUUUGCGUGUUUGUCUGUUUUAUUUGCCUGGACAGAAAAAAAAUGCACUAUUGUUUUUAAAAAAGUGAUUGUCAAACUAGCCAGUAUAUUGAAAAAUGACAUUUUUUGGCCAGACACAAAUGAGGUACUGGCUAAUAUGCCAAAAUGUUUCGAAAAAUUCAGUAAUACCCGAGUAAUUCUGGAUUGCAUUGAAAUCCCGGUACAACAGUCUAGCUGUGUAAAAUGUCGAUUAAGCACAAAUAAACUCUACAAGGAUACUUCUAUUGUCAAAUUUAUGAUUGCUAUGAGUCCAGCUGGUCAGAUCAUUUGUAAAGGAAAAAUGUUUGAUGGAAGAACAACUGACAAUGACGUCUUGGCUCAGAGUGGAAUUAUGGAUAAAUUAAGACCAGAAGUGGACACAGAAAAAUGAACAAUUUAU
Copidosoma floridanum is the source of this 1270-nucleotide messenger RNA. RefSeq lists its product as uncharacterized. Lineage: Eukaryota; Metazoa; Arthropoda; Insecta; Hymenoptera; Encyrtidae. The record is from RefSeq and is a predicted model, not a curated record.